AUGGCGACUAGAGGUAGCAGAUCGGAGAAAGUUAAGAGGAUUUUUCAGCAAUUCGACGGGAAUCGCGAUGGUGGGCUUAACCGGGAAGAGAUGGCGGCUCUGGUCGUAGCUGUAAACCCUAGAGUGAAAUUCAGUGACGAACAGAUCAACGCGAUUCUCGACGAGGUUUUCCGAACCUACGCCGAAUUCAUCGACCCAAACAAGGGCUUGACCUACGACGGUCUCCUCCGUACCUAUGACGACGGCGCCGGAGAUGUCGACAGGGAUUUCGACGCAUUAGGGCUCGAGCUAAACGCCGACGAGACAACGAAAGGCUCGGAGGCUUCUUCCUCUUCGAUUACCGAUGAGAGAGCUGUCGAGGCGCAGAAGAAGCAGAGAACAGCGGCUUGGGCGGUUUCUCCGAAUCACGGGAUCGUAUUUGACGAGACGUGGAAACUAGUCGACGAUCUGGAGAUUCUGGUGAAGAGGUUGAAAUCGAAACAGGAGAAAGAUGGGAAACUGAAGGCAGAUAAUAGUAACAACAACAACAACAACGUUGAUGCGUUUUCCGACGCCGGGUGGUCUCGGGAGUUGGGUCCGUCGGCGGAAAUCUCAGAGAAGAGAAUCUAUUGGGAAGAAUCGAGCCACGAUUACACAGUGUUUGUGAAGGAAUUGGGAGUGUUGAGAAGCAAAGCAGAUGGAGCUAGGUCGAGAGAAGAGGCUUUCGAUGGACAUAUGGCGAUUGGUAGGGUUUUGUACGAGCACCAGCUGUUCAAAGAAGCUCUCGUUAGCUUCAAGAGAGCUUGCGAGUUGCAGCCGACGGAUGUGAGACCUCAUUUCAAAGCUGGGAACUGUCUCUACGUUUUGGGGAAAUGCAAAGAAUCGAAAGAUGAGUUUUUGUUGGCGUUGGAAGCGGCGGAGUCAGGAGGGAACCAAUGGGCUUAUCUGCUUCCUCAGAUUUACGUCAAUCUCGGUAUCGCUCUCGAAGGAGAAGGUAUGGUUUUGAGUGCUUGUGAGUACUAUAGGGAAGCUGCGAUUCUGUGUCCUACGCAUUAUAGAGCCUUGAAGCUUCUAGGUAGUGCCCUCUUCGGUGUAGGAGAGUAUAGAGCAGCGGUUAAGGCCUUAGAGGAAGCUAUAUACUUGAAACCGGAUUACGCUGAUGCUCACUGUGAUCUAGCUUCUUCGUUGCACUCGAUGGGUGAAGACGAGAGAGCCAUCGAGGUUUUCCAGAGAGCGAUAGAUUUGAAGCCUGGCCAUGUCGACGCUCUGUAUAAUCUCGGCGGGCUUUACAUGGACUUAGGUAGAUUUCAGAGAGCUUCGGAGAUGUACACUAGGGUUUUAGCGGUAUGGCCUAACCAUUGGCGCGCGCAGCUCAACAAGGCGGUCUCUUUGUUAGGUGCUGGAGAGACUGAGGAAGCUAAGCGAGCGCUUAAGGAAGCUCUGAAACUGACGAACCGGGUCGAGUUGCACGACGCCAUAUCUCAUUUGAAACAUUUGCAGAAGAAAAAGGGUAAAAGCAAUGGAAACGGUAACGGAGGAGAAGGUCCGUUUAUCAUCGUGGAGCCUUCCAAGUUCAAGACCGUGGGAGAGAGGACGACUUUGAGGCCUGAUUUAGCCACGGCUCUUCAGAUUAGAUCCUUUCAGAGGGUCACAAGGCUCGGCAAAUGCGACGUGGAGGAUGUGCGAAAGGAGAUGAGAGACAACGAUGUCCCUGUUUCGUAUUCCGGAAGCGGCGGGCCGACGAAAUCGAUCCGGAAACCCAACUUGGAGGAGAUUCUCCGGCGUCUUCUUAUCUCAUUGAAACCGGAAACUUUUCAAGGAGCGAUUAAGGCGAUUAACGAGAGGAUCCUUUCGGUUCUUGAUGAUUCAGGGUCGGGAAGAGUCGAUAUGGGUAUGUUUUACGCCGUGAUCGCGCCUUUGUGCGGUGGACAUUCAGACAAACGGAAAAGAGUUGCUUUCGACGCGCUUCUUUGGAGACCAGUGAACGAAGGAAGCUCUCAGAUUACGAAAACGGACGCAGACAAAUACAUCAAACUGUUGAGAGCUAUUUACAUUCCAUCACACGGAAUGAGUGAAAUGCUAGAAGUUCACGGCGUAGAAGAAGCUGAUUCCUCCAUGACGGUGACGUUUAACCAGUUUUUAGCCAUGUUCGACGACCCUGAUUGGGGAUUCGGAAUCAUGUCUACGAUCCUUAAGCUGGAGACGAACGAUAGGAACCGACAUGGAAACCAAGUUUGCUCGGUUUGUAGGUAUCCGAUCAUUGGGUCUCGGUUUAAGGAAGUGAAAGCCCGGUUUAGUUUGUGUAACCAGUGCUACAGUGAAGGGAAGGUCCCUCCUUCGUUUAAACAGGAGGAAUACAAGUUCCGAGAGUAUGCGAGUGAAGCUGAAGCCAUGAAAGCUAAGUGCGUUUGUUUUUCGAUGCAAUCUCAUAAAAAACCGAUUGCCACUUGA
This is a messenger RNA of Thlaspi arvense, 2430 nucleotides long. NCBI's taxonomy places the organism in Eukaryota, Viridiplantae, Streptophyta, Magnoliopsida, Brassicales, Brassicaceae. The record is from the annotation of a GenBank genome assembly.